GUCCAAAGCUAUGCUUGGUCAAAGAAAAAGGGUGAAAGGCAAGUGUGAUGAUGGAGAAAGCAGAGCAAGAACUGGAGAGGAGAAGCAAGUUCUUGAACAGCUUGAUUCUGAGGAAGAAGGCGGUGGAGCACCAUGAUCAGAGCUUCAAUGUCCGGGUCAGGGCUUCCGACAUGCCGCCGCCUCUUCAGACCAGGGCGUUUAGGUGCGCCAAGGAGAAUCUAGACUCCAUGCCUUCUGGGAAGCUUGACAGCAAACGCCUCGCUCUUGCCCUCAAGAAGGAAUUUGACUCGACUUUUGGUCCAGCUUGGCAUUGCAUCGUGGGAACGAGCUUCGGUUCAUACGUCACACACUCCCACGGAGGAUUUUUGUACUUUUCGAUCGACAAGGUCUACAUUCUUCUAUUCAAGACUGCUGUAGAACCCUUAAAUCAUUGACAGAUCGAAGUACUAAUCCCUACACCCCUUGUAAUUUUUGAAAACUUGUGUUGGGUGUGUGUAUGUGUUCUUGAAUUGUAUAUCAUCCAAAGUUGAAAGAACAUUGAUUUCUGGGAAUGCAUACGUUUUAUCGAUUAACUUGAGAGUUCCUAGCUUGCUGUGUUAAACCACCAUUGUUCUUGGAACAUAUUUCUAUGAAUUUGUGAAAUUUUUACCACCUUUUUGGAGA
Molecule: messenger RNA, 663 nt
Organism: Ipomoea nil (Japanese morning glory)
Lineage: Eukaryota; Viridiplantae; Streptophyta; Magnoliopsida; Solanales; Convolvulaceae
Product: dynein light chain 1, cytoplasmic-like
Exons: 2
Coding region: 48-434 (128 amino acids)
Biological process (GO): microtubule-based process
Cellular component (GO): dynein complex
Molecular function (GO): dynein light intermediate chain binding; dynein intermediate chain binding
Source: RefSeq, a predicted model, not a curated record